Loa loa (African eye worm) is the source of this 2005-nucleotide messenger RNA. RefSeq lists its product as hypothetical. The coding region runs from base 79 to 1944 and encodes 621 amino acids. The record is from RefSeq and is a predicted model, not a curated record. Lineage: Eukaryota; Metazoa; Nematoda; Chromadorea; Rhabditida; Onchocercidae. The transcript has 15 exons.
UUCAGGAUGCAAGAUCCGAACGUUCUAAUGAAAUGAUGUGGCGUAUCGCAAAGACAAUCCUCCUUCACCUCAUAACAAAUGGACGAUCCUAAAAUAAAGAUGUCGAAAAGUGUGAGUACGAUGAAGCAUUUGCCUGAUUGCAAUGGAUCAGGCGAAGCAUAUGCUUUUGCGAUUCCAGAGCUCCCGCGAGGUGAGCUCGUUCGGUUCAUCCUGUGCAGUUCCUGGGAUGAUCCGCACUUCAUUGGUCUCAACACUAUCGAACUAUUUAAUGCUAUUGGUGAGAGACCGAGGAUUGACGAAACGAAAACAAAUGCCACUGUAACGCGUGGCUCCCUGGAUAAUGUAUUCAAGAAUGGAGAGACGAAUCAGUCUACCAAUGAUCCGCGCAAAAUGUGGUCUGCCAGAUACGAUAAUCUAGCAGAAUUACUUUACAUUGAAAUUCGCCUUAAAGAACAGGAAAGUAUUGCGAUGAUCCGAAUUUGGAACUACAACGAAUCGCGUGUUCACGCACUGUGCGGUGUGCAUGAUCUUUGUAUCGAAUUGGAUGGUGCAACCAUAUUUCAGGGCGAGAUAUCAUGUGCAUUUACUUUUGAAGAUGAAGAAGAAUCCAUGGGUGAUACGAUUCUAUUUACAACAAAUGAUAAUAUAUUGGAGCUAAUCGCUGAAAACGAUAAGUGUUUGCGAAGAGAUGGUAUAAUGCGGAGUGCUUUGGAUCUUCACGAAUUGGCCAACGAACUUGAAGAGGAACCACUUAUAAUUUCUGCCACAAUCGAAGCGCCGUUAAGAACAGAAACGUUAAAUGCGCCAAAUACUCUCAGACCAGUCACUGGUGAUCGAAAAUCUCGAGUUCGAAGUACAGCGCGGUGCAGUGAUAAACAAUCAACAAAUACCGACAUCGCUGAAGAAACUGUUCCGAAACGAUGUGUUUGUAGCUGCAGUACAAAAAGAAAAGAUAGAAAAGAAAAUGAUGAGACGAAAGCAAAACAAGAAGGCAUUGACCUUCCUCUACUUAAAGUAUUUCAUGUGGAACUUCUGGAAAACUGGGGUGCACCGGAUUGUAUCGGCUUGACGGGUUUACAAUUUCUCGAUCCGCAUGGUAUCGUUUUGGAUCAUUUGAAUUGCAGUAUAACAACAUCUACUGCCACACAAACUUCUUACAGAUUAUUGAAUGGGGUGAAUUUAACAAGAAACAGAGAAGAUAUGUGGCUUUCGUCAUAUUCACGUAAUUCACCACCAGUACGAAUAACAGUGACGUUCGCAAAACCCAUUAUCGUUUCAGGUAUCUGCGUGUGGAAUUACAAUGCUUCACCAGAGAUGUCAUAUGCAGGAGUUCGUUGCAUCCAAAUGUAUGCCAAUGGCGAACUUCUUCAAGGGCCCAUAUUGUUAAGGAAAGCUCCAGGAUAUAUUCACUUCGACUACGUACAAGAUAUCAUUUUCAACAAAUGCACCCUUUAUAAGCCUCUAUCCAGACCGCAAACACAGUCCAUUUAUGGAUUUACAUAUCAGUUGCGGUUGCAUUGCAGCUGGGGUGAUGAAUACUAUAUUGGUCUCAAUGGGAUCGAAUUUUACAAUCAUCGCGAGGAACUCAUCAAACUUCUCUCACAUAACCUGGCAGCAUUUCCGGAGAGUGUGAAUGUACUGCCAAACGUUAAUGAUGAUCCACGAACAAGCGACAAACUCAUCGAUGGUUUCAAUGAUACCGAAAAUCCAUCGCAUAUGUGGUUGACACCAAUUCUGCCUAAUCGUUGUGCAAGGGUAUUUGUUGUGUUCGACAUUCCAACCUACGUAUCACAUAUCAAUGUGUACAACUAUCGGAAAACACCGGAACGUGGAGCGCGGCUUGUCACUAUAACGGUUGACGAUUUGAUUGUGUUCAGUGGUGAGGUACCACAGAGCACGCCAUACAAAACCGGGGUGUUGUCAGUCUCGCUAAGAGAAGAAUGACCUACUUGAUACAUGCUAUGUUCAGUAUUCUUUUCUUGCUGAUUAUAACAUUUGAUAAAUA